CUGCCAGGUGAGACAUGGAUUUCCUCACUCUGUUCGCUAUCUACGUCGUAGUGGUGCUGACAUGUAUAGUCCUAGUCUGCAAAUACUCAGGCCAGCAGCAAACCCCCUUUAAUGUCAUCUUCAACGCUGUGGUAAAGGUAGUUGCACCUUUUACGCCAAAAUGGCUCCAAAAGUUUUCACAGUGGACAUUGCACAGACUGUUCCAUCAAAGGAACAACAUGUUCAUCUGUCUGCAUAUCCUGCUAGAGGUUGCUGUGUACACGGAGUUCACCUAUGAGGUGUUUGGCUUCUGCAGGGAGAUGGAUACCACUCUGACCAGCCUGUCUGUGCCUUACGUCCUGCUGGCCAUCAAGACCUUCUUCUUCUACCUCUGCAUCAAGAGAGAUCCAGGCACAGUGACAAAGAAGAAAGUGGCUGGCCAGCUGCACAUUUAUCAGUAUGACAAGAGGAUGUUUCACCCAGGAAUCUCCUGUCCAACCUGCCAGCUUCUCAAACCAGCCCGCUCCAAACACUGCAGAGUCUGCAACAGGUGUGUCCAACGUUUUGACCACCACUGUAUCUGGGUGAACAACUGCAUCGGUGCUCAGAACACACGUUACUUCCUGCUUUACCUCUUCAGCGUGUGCGCCAUGGCGGGUGACAUGGCUCUGCUGACAGGAGACAUGCUGCUUCAUGCUGUGCUGCGUUCAGGGCUUCUGGCGGCCAGUUAUAUAGAUGAGUACGGCCAGCAGCAGCCAGCGGGGCCUGUAUUUGUUGUACAGCAUCUCUUUCUGACCUUCCCCAGAAUUGUCUUCAUGCUGGGAUUUCUAGUCUUUGUAUUCUUCCUCCUGGCGGGUUAUGCUCUGUUCCAUUCCUACCUGGCUCUUGUCAACCAGACCGCCAAUGAGUGGUACAAAAGUCGAGGUUACAUUUGCCAGCACUGCCACCCAAGUGCAACAGCAGACCACCUCUGUAAUCCAGCACCAGACCACUCUAAAAGAUACUACUACAGCAGAGGGCUACGCCGAAACCUCGGAGAGAUUUUCUUUCCUCCACAACCUGUUCAGAAAAAACAGAACUGAUUGUGCCGUUAUGCUGCAUUUACUGUACCAUUCCCAGGGGUUUACUGUACCUAAGAUUUACUGCUGACUGAAGAAAUAAAGUUUACUUCAUGGGCUCUGG
Messenger RNA from Dicentrarchus labrax (European seabass), 1161 nucleotides. RefSeq names its product zinc finger DHHC-type palmitoyltransferase 4 (gene zdhhc4). Gene Ontology annotation, biological process: peptidyl-L-cysteine S-palmitoylation; protein targeting to membrane. Bases 15 to 1061 code for a protein of 348 amino acids. The record is from RefSeq and is a predicted model, not a curated record. NCBI's taxonomy places the organism in Eukaryota, Metazoa, Chordata, Actinopteri, Moronidae. Gene Ontology annotation, molecular function: protein-cysteine S-palmitoyltransferase activity. The transcript is spliced from 6 exons. Gene Ontology annotation, cellular component: Golgi apparatus; endoplasmic reticulum.